This is a messenger RNA of Penicillium paradoxum, 1239 nucleotides long. RefSeq names its product putative mitochondrial carrier protein. The transcript has 2 exons. Lineage: Eukaryota; Fungi; Ascomycota; Eurotiomycetes; Eurotiales; Aspergillaceae. Gene Ontology annotation, biological process: magnesium ion export from mitochondrion. The record is from RefSeq and is a predicted model, not a curated record. Bases 1 to 1239 code for a protein of 412 amino acids. Gene Ontology annotation, molecular function: magnesium ion transmembrane transporter activity.
AUGAGCCUGACCUCGCGGGUGUUCGGCCUGUUCACGACAGCGACCUCGGACUCAACAGCAUCACCUGCGGGGGACUCGCAUACCUCGAUAUGGUCACAGACGGCUCGAAUGGGUGGAAUCAACGAUUCGAGCUACCCGGUUCAAGAUGACCUCGCGCCGGAGGAGGAGCCUAGGCCUCCAUAUCUACAUGCAAUGUUGGCUGGUGGUACCGGAGGAACAUGUGGCGACAUGUUGAUGCAUUCGUUAGACACCGUCAAGACUCGACAACAAGGCGAUCCGACGUUUCCGCCUAAAUACACAUCUAUGGGACAGUCCUACGCAACAAUCUAUCGCCAAGAAGGAUUAUUUCGUGGGUUAUAUGGAGGAGUGACACCGGCCCUUCUCGGCUCGUUUCCCGGCACCGUGAUCUUUUUUGGCGUGUAUGAGUACACAAAGCGUUUGAUGAUCGACUCUGGAAUCAAUCCCAGUAUCGCCUAUCUAUCCGGUGGUUUCUUUGCCGACUUGGCUGCCUCAGUGGUCUAUGUGCCGUCCGAGGUGCUGAAAACCCGACUUCAACUGCAAGGUCGCCACAACAACCCGCACUUCAAUUCGGGCUACAACUACCGCAACAUGAGAGAUGGCUUCCGCCAGAUCGUUCGCCAGGAGGGAUUUUCCGCAUUGUUCCAUGGAUAUAAGGCCACCAUCUUCCGCGAUCUGCCAUUUUCGGCACUCCAAUUCGCAUUCUACGAGAAGGAACAAUCUUUGGCGAAAGAGUGGGUCGGGAAACGGGAUAUUGGACUGGGUUUGGAGAUUCUAACAGCCGCCACCGCCGGCGGUAUGGCUGGUGUGAUCACCUGUCCGAUGGAUGUGGUCAAGACGCGCAUCCAAACCCAGCAGAACCCGACGGAACCGGCUGGACCAUCGGGCGCCAAACACUCUGUCGAACCUGUACCUAAAGAAAGUCCUCGACCCCAUGCACCGGCAUCAUCACAUUCCCACCCUUCCCGGCCACACUCGCGACCAAUCUCCACAUCAGGGGCAAACACCACCAUCCCACCACCCGGUGCGCCCCGCCUCGACACUUCCUCGGUGUUUACUGGGUUGAAAAUGAUCUAUCGGACGGAAGGUAUUGCGGGGUGGUUCCGCGGCGUGGGCCCACGCGGUGUAUGGACCAGCAUUCAGAGCGGCACGAUGCUGGUUAUGUAUCAGUACCUGCUCAAACAACUCGAAGCCCACCAGAUUUUGGAAGAGCGGCCUUGA